AUGUUUAAUCUACUCUCAGUCUCAGAAACCACAGCGGCCGUGAAACGAGCAGCGGGGAUAGAAACGGAAGGAGAGGGGACGCAGGAGCAAGGAGCAUCAGGAGGACCCAAGCAGUCUCAAGAUGAAGACGAGAUACAAGGGCCGAUUGAACAGCCGAUCCCACCAUCAAAGACCCCGGCGGCAAAGAAACAAAAGAAGGUGACUGUACCGAAAGGGCCGACGAGGAAGAUCGCGACUCGCUCUACGUCGCGAGCACCGGAGGAGGUUGAAGAGGAAGUAGCGGGGAGGUUGGAGGAGAUCGAGGAGGCAGGGUCAGGGGGGAAGAAUGGAGAGAAAGAGGGAAUAGAUUUGUCAGGAGGGGGGCUAGAGGGGGACUCGGCACGGAUUGGUCUAGGUAAGUAA
Messenger RNA from Puccinia triticina, 402 nucleotides. RefSeq lists its product as uncharacterized. The record is from RefSeq and is a predicted model, not a curated record. The transcript has a single exon. The coding region runs from base 1 to 402 and encodes 133 amino acids. NCBI's taxonomy places the organism in Eukaryota, Fungi, Basidiomycota, Pucciniomycetes, Pucciniales, Pucciniaceae.